Hylaeus volcanicus is the source of this 5651-nucleotide messenger RNA. RefSeq names its product mucin-2 (gene Chro). The record is from RefSeq and is a predicted model, not a curated record. Gene Ontology annotation, molecular function: chromatin binding. NCBI's taxonomy places the organism in Eukaryota, Metazoa, Arthropoda, Insecta, Hymenoptera, Colletidae. Gene Ontology annotation, cellular component: pericentric heterochromatin. Gene Ontology annotation, biological process: negative regulation of transcription by RNA polymerase II; chromatin organization. The coding region runs from base 415 to 3885 and encodes 1156 amino acids. The transcript is spliced from 10 exons.
CAUUGGUUUGAGUGUCGGUCCUGUUAAAAUCCGUUAUCGGGCAAGUGUGUUCGAAAAAUAUUCAUGGGGUAGACAGGAAGUGAAUAGUCGAAGAGAGUUUUUAGCAACGAGAGCCAUCUUGACGAGCAUCGGCUUGCUCGUGAUAGACAGAGGACGGGUCUGCGGUGGCGACCACGGUGGCGGCAGCGAUGGCAUCGUUUCUAAAUAUUUCUGUAAUUUCCGAACGGUCGUGUGAUCCGCAGUUAGAAUAGUCACUUUUAUCGUUAACGAUCUCUCACGGGGCGAACCGGCUACAAUUUCAAGAUCGAAUUAUCCGUAAUGUAUGCAAAGUUCCUUAAGCUAAACAAUAAAAGUUAAUUUCGCUUCUUAGAAAGAAACAUUGCGGAUAGAGACCCGAAUACUGUAUUGAACAAAAUGGAGGGAGGCGAUGGCCCUUCAGCCAUCAGUAGCAAUCCUACUGCUAUUAAAGCUGCGCAAGAAGAAAUGGGAAGAUUAGAUGUUCUUGUGUGUGGACAGUGCCAUUCAGUCUUUCAUUUUAUCGAGGAAUUUCAAGAGCAUCGUACAAAGGAAGGAGCUUGUUCUCAAGUAUCACAUUUUCGUGAAAAUAGUAAUAAUGAACAAAAAGCACAAGUAUGGGCAUUUCUUUUGUGGAAAGAUUCUCAAAUUCAGCAAGAUGGUGCCGAUAAAGAUUCCACGAACUCGUGGAAGCUCUAUCAAAAAUGGUGCAAAAUGGAUACGCACAUAAGAGAUUCUUGGAUCGCGGCAGGAAAAACGAUUCAAACGUUUACAAAAAUCAGUAAUGCAAAAAUGCAGGAUGUACCGAGACAAAAUCAAAUGAGUUCCAAUGCCGAAGGAAGGCCGAUAGUUGUUCGUAAAGUUAUUAGAAAUGGACAACCGGAAGAAGCCGAUAGUAAAAGAGAUGCUAAAGGUCUGGAAACAAAGAAUCAAAAGAGCAACGAAUCAUUCGACACAGAAGCGGAAAAGAAAGUAAAGCCAAAGUUGAAACCCUCUAUAAAACCCAAGGGUAAAUCUAGCAAAGCUGGCGACGAAAAUAGGGAUUCAAGUGACGAGGAGUAUACGGUAGAAAAGAUCUUGGCAAAACGUUUUAAUCCAAAAAAGAGGUGUUCGGAAUAUCUAUUAAAAUGGGAAGGAUAUGGACACGAACAUAAUACGUGGGAGCCAGCUGAACACGUUGCUACGUGUAAACAUUUAUUGGAAGAAUUCGAAAGAAAUCUUGCUAAGCAAAAGGAACUAAAAGCGGCCCAACAGCAGGCUAACGCAAAAGUAGCAGGGCGGGGCAGUCAUCUCGCACAAAAGACUGUUAUAAAAGCAGAAGCAAAACCUGGACCAAGUACUGCGGCUCAAGUAGGGCGACCGAUGCGCUCAAGUAAAUCAAAAGCUAUGGACCAAGUGAAGCAGUGGUGCGGUUCAAUGAAAGACGAAGACAAUGACUUAUUAGGGAAGAGGAGAAUGGACUAUUCCGAGAGCGAUUCCGAGGACGGUGGCAGCAGUGCUGCGAAACGAGUAAAAGGUGACACGGGUAGCGACGAAGAUUGGACUGGAGAAUCUGAGGAGGAGCGACUAUUGGGUCGAAGCGAUGUGAUUCAGCGAGCAUUUAAUCGUGCAAAUGCGCAAUCGAACGGUUCCAACAGAGCGAGUGGUUCAUCUUCGGAUCUCGCUACUUCCUUGGGACUUCAAUCUCCCGAAGGAGCAAAAUCCAACCAACCACCAGUUUUGGUAGCAAAUGCCAAAGGGGUUGUUAAAGUCGAUCCGAAGCAAAUGCCAAACCUAACGUCUGGCGUAUACGUGAUGUCGCGUAAAGAUGGCAUCAUCAAGUUGGACUCUUCUCCUAGCGGAAAAUUAUCCGUCAAGAGUUCCCCGACCGCUCAAGGUGUCCUAAUGGUUCAAAAUCGGGACAACGCCAACGUGGUGAGAAAGCAAGUAAUAUCAGCGACACAGUCGAAUUCCGUUACGCCCUUAAAAGUGGUCUCCAAAAUGGAUGGAAGUCAAGUGGUGACCCAGAUGAAAGUGGUCACCAAACCUGUGGCGGGUAAACCGGGAGGUACGCAGAAAACAGAGCCUAUAAAAAUCCAGCCAAAACCAGAUCCGAAUCAGUUACCUCAGAUACACGUCGUGACUGCGGUGCCGACACCCAUCGCUCUACAACCAAGAAUAAGUACAGGAAUACGUCCUGGACCUGUUACAGGCCAACGUACUCCAGAUAGUCGUCCACUGUUACCCAGACCUCCUCUGCGCGCGACGACACCAACCAGCGUGCUGGGUAUGGGGUCCACGAUUCGCACACCAGUCAGAGCGCCAACCCCUCGACAAAUGCAGUCCCAGCAAGCCCGUCAGGUGUUGCAAAAACGCACGACAGCUGUCACAACGCAAAGUAACUCGGUGAGUCCUGGAAACGUCACUCAGAUCAGACCAAAAUUCACGGUUCUCAGUUCACAGCCAAAGCAAGUGGUAAAAACUGGAACUAGUCCAGUACAGCAGGCGAAACAGUCGCCGAAAGCACAAAUUGGUAAACCACAGUCGUUGUUGUCUCCGCAGCAAAAGCUCUUGAUGGCGAAACGGAAAACUCAGGAAGGAGUGGGUAUCGUCAAACCUGGUGGCCGUGGGCUCUUGGCAGGUGCUCGAACUACUGUUGCCCGUGGUAGGGGGAAACUGGUCGAGACACCUGCGGCAUCUACAGGAAACAAGCCUAAGGAGAGUAAACUGGCGGAGGGUGACGGACUACACAUGGAAUUCCACGAGGUGGGCUCCGAGGAGAGUAGCAGCGAUGGUGAGCCUGAACUCCCGCCUCCAGAAACAGAUACCAUAGCCACAGCGGAACCGGACAGUCCACCACGGCCAUUCACGUUGUGUCCACUGACGGGACGCAUCAUUGGCCCGGAUGGCGAGCCUGUCGAACAGCCAGCGGAGCCUGAACCGGAACCCGAACCCACGACACCAUUGUCCACUGUGAAGACAUCCACAACCACGUCCGAGAGCAUAGAUGUAGCUGCUACAACUACCGCUACGGAAUUGGUUCUACCUUCUCUGGAUUCCCUCACGGAGGCUGGGGGAAUCAUGAGAGUCGAGAUGAGUCCUGGUGGAACGACGGGCACAAUCGUCCAGACCACUGAGCCGGCGCAAAUGAAUUUGUCGAACGUCAACGUUCCUGCUCCAGAUCUACCAUGUUUGGAUGAUACUGCUCCAACCGUAGCUGCGCCAGUUACAACUGCGACGACACCCUUAACAGAACCGACGACAUCGAGUGAAGUUUCUAUUGCGGCGGGAUUGUCUACAGCCACUGUUACUUCUACCAAUACGAUAGCGAUCGCAUCGUCAGACGUGACCAAGAGUGAUGAAAAGGUGGUGGUACCCGAGGAAAGGAAGGUAUCCGAGGAUGCAUCAAACUUGGUGACGAUAACAGGCGAGGACGGUGUCGUUUACCAAGUGGCUGGGCAAGCAGAAGGUGGUCAAACUUUACUAGUGACGCAAGACGCAGAUGGCGAGCAACAAUGCGUGUACGUUACCACAGAACAGCAGGGUGACGAAGGGUCCGUGUUGACAUUGGACCAUGCCGUGGCGGAAGCUGUAGCGCAGCUAAUACCCGACCAAGUGAACCUGGCCUCGCAGUUUUACGUUAAGGAGAGUGGAACGGAACCAGCCGAGAACCCGAUGGUGAUGUCCAUCAUGGAUAACACAAGCACGACCGACGUGUCUGAAGGACAGGAAGAUGGAGACGGUCACGGACAAGUUGUUGCCCAGGUUGUGCAAGCAGAAGAACCCACUCCAGGUGGUACUAGAAGAGUAGUGUUACUCUUACCCGAUGGAAAUCUGAUGAUGACGGAAGUAACGGAGGAACAGUAUGCCGCGCUAGGACUCGGCAAGUGAAGAAACACUUAAAAUAACUACACACACGGAAAAAAUAAAAACGAUGAUGCAUCGAACUAUACACUUUACAUGGAAGUUGUACGCUUAAGGGUGACCGUGGGUUGUAUAUAUGUAAGAACGUUCACUUCGUACAAUUGCAAUGGAAAAACAAAAAUACCGACAUUUUCUAGCUAAGAGAAAACAGUCGCAAAACGUGAAAAGUAAAGCAUAGCUGGUGUAUUAUAAACAAACAAAAAAAGUAACACAAAAGCAAACAUAUGAAGAGGAAGAACCACAGAUACAGAAAUCUAGAGUUUAGAUUACAAUAAAUGACUACGUUUUAAAAAUUCAUGUCUCAGUGUAAAACAAUCCGAUGGAAUUUUGAAUUUUGAUUUUUAAUUUAUGAUACGAGAGAAAGAGGAAGGCAGAUUGCAUAGGGUUAAAGAAAAAAAAAAUUGAAGGAAAUAUCACAUCUUCGAUAACAAACACCAUUAUACAACGUUUGAAGUAAGCAUUGUAUUUGUAGGAUAGUGAAGUAUAAUCUGGGGUUUUAUAUUUUCCAAACGAUAAUAGGCUUUUAACGAAGACCUUUAUUCCCUGCAUACAAAGUCCAAGCUUUCGGCAUGAUUGGCAGAAGAUAUUGCACCAUAGAUGAGUCGCCAGACAAGCUAGAUAAUUAUCUGAACGAAUUAACGCUACAAAAUGAUGUAAAUAUCAAAUUAAAUACUUCCAUCGGGAGACAAAUUUUUACUCCUGAUGCUUAAACCUAGUUUGACUCUGUACUGAACAUUCUCACUGUAUGAUCGAUACGAGACAAUUACGUUUUUUCUUCACUUAGCUUAAAUUAACUUUUUUUAUUCCGAUAUACCUUUUCUAAACAAAAAGGCAAGAACAUGCUUUGCGUUUCGAUGGACUGUGUAUGCUUAUCUAUAGAUUAAAUAAGUGCACUGAUAUUGAAGAACACAUAAUUUUCAAUCUAUAAGGCUUUAAGCAAGAAAAGAACAAAUACAGUGUUGUUUAAUGGAACAUCACGCGCGUCUCAUUAUUAAGCCCAUUCCUUUUCAGCUAACUCGUUACACGAAGGACUAUUUCCGAUUUUAUGACGCUAUUCAGAAAAUUAAAAUCAUGGAAACAAGUAAAAAUAAAAGAACGCUUUUGCGCUGUAUGCUUCUAUCAAACAAUGUGUAUUUUUUUUUUGUAUACGUUAAGUAAACUUGUAAACAAUGGAAUAUCGUUAUACACCGUGUAGUAAAAGACGAAGAAUAUUCAUGCUCCGGUUAGGUAUACAUUCUGAACGAUUUUUCUCGCUUGUUUGUAUCGUUAGAUUACAUAAAGCGUAAUCUGUAAUGUCGUAUACGUGAAGCCAUACGAUGUUAAUGCGUGUUAAAAGGUAUGUAGAUUCGAUAACGAAAAAUGAUAAAACGGAAAAAUUGUUUAUAUUUACGAAACACGAAUCAUGAUAAAUAAUGUUAAUAAGUGUACCUUAUGCGAUUGUAUCGUAAUGUCGUGCAAAGGUGGUUUUGUUCGACAUUCAUAGGGUUAAACUAGAUGCAAGCGAUAAUUAUAGGCAGUCUGGACUCGCAAUAAAAAGAAGAUGAGAAGAACUGCACGAAACGGAAACAAUUAUACAUAUGUCUCAGUGUAAGAGGAAACUAUUUUGCACCGAUGUACGGCCAGGAAUAUAAAAUCCUAGUAUUUUACUAACGUAACCCUUUUGUACAUAGAACUUCAUUCUCUAAACCUUUAUAUAAAAAUUGUUUCCAAAUAAAUCAUAAUCUUAAAAUUAA